Molecule: messenger RNA, 2207 nt
Organism: Vigna unguiculata (cowpea)
Lineage: Eukaryota; Viridiplantae; Streptophyta; Magnoliopsida; Fabales; Fabaceae
Product: Purple acid phosphatases superfamily protein
Molecular function (GO): acid phosphatase activity; metal ion binding
Source: RefSeq, a predicted model, not a curated record
UUGUUAAUUGAAGCUUAGUUAAAACAUUGUUGAUUAGUGAAAGUGGCAUCUUUGGUUUUUGCUCCCACGAUUUAUCCUGCAGAUUAUUGUCCUGUGAAAUAUCUCUCUCUGAAAUUAAAAUCACCCUUUUGAAUUUCAAGAAACCAAUUAAGAUUAUUGAAGCUACCUGAAAUGGGAGAAUCCAAGUUUGUCUCCUUGGCCUUUCUACUGGUUUGUACCAUGCUCCAAAGGGUGUGGUCACAUGGAGAUCAGCCUCUUUCAAAAGUAGCUGUUCAUAAGGCAACAGUGUCACUUCUUGACCUUGCUUACAUCAAAGCAUCUCCAGCUAUUCUUGGACAAGAAGGGCAAACUGCUGAGUGGAUAACCCUAGAGUACAGUUCUCCAAUUCCAUCCAUUGAUGAUUGGAUUGGAGUAUUCUCUCCUGCAAACUUUAGUGCUUCCACAUGUCCAAAAGAAAACCGUAGAGUCUAUCCACCACUAUUGUGUUCUGCGCCCAUUAAGUAUCAAUAUGCAAAUUACUCAAGCCCCCUAUACAAAGUACAUGGAAAAGGGUUUCUGAAGCUUCGGUUGAUCAAUCAGAGAUCAGAUUUCUCAUUUGCACUAUUUUCUGGUGGCUUGUCAAAUCCAAAGCUUGUGGCAGUGUCAAAUAAAAUAGCUUUUGCUAAUCCAAAUGCUCCAGUUUACCCCCGCCUGGCACUAGGAAAGUCAUGGAACGAGAUGAGUGUAACAUGGACAAGUGGAUACGGGAUCAGUGAUGCUGAACCUUUUGUUCAAUGGGGUCUAAAAGGAGGGGAUCAUAUGCAUUCACCUGCUGAGACACUGACUUUCACUAGCGAUAGCAUGUGUGGUGCACCAGCAAGAACAGUGGGAUGGCGUGACCCUGGAUAUAUACACACAAGUCAUCUAAAAGAGCUGUGGCCCAAUAGAAUAUAUGAGUACACGAUAGGACACAAAUUAAACAAUGGUACAUUUAUCUGGAGCGGAAACUAUCAGUUUAGAGCACCUCCUUUUCCUGGACAGAAGUCCUUACAACGUGUUGUCAUAUUUGGAGAUAUGGGAAAGGAGGAAGUUGAUGGUUCCAACGAAUACAACAAUUUUCAGCAUGGCUCAAUAAACACUACUCUGCAGCUUAUCCAGGACUUGGAAAACAUUGACCUUGUUUUCCAUAUUGGAGAUAUAUGUUAUGCAAAUGGUUACCUUUCUCAAUGGGAUCAAUUUACAGCACAGGUGGAGCCAAUUGCAUCAGCUGUGCCUUACAUGACUGCAAGUGGGAACCAUGAACGAGACUGGCCUGGAACAGGAUCCUUUUACGAGAACAUGGAUUCUGGAGGAGAAUGUGGUGUGUUGGCACAGACUAUGUUCUACAACCCUGCUUCAAACAGGGCUAAGGUUUGGUAUUCAAUUGACUAUGGCAUGUUCCGCUUCUGUAUUGCUGACACUGAACAUGAUUGGAGAGAAGGAACAGAACAAUACAAGUUCAUUGAGCAUUGUUUCGCUUCAGUUGACAGACAAAAACAGCCGUGGCUAAUUUUCCUUGCACAUAGGGUACUUGGAUACUCCUCUUGUAUCUGUUAUGCAGAAGAGGGAUCAUUUGCUGAACCAAUGGGGAGAGAGAGCCUUCAAAAGCUAUGGCAGAAGUACAAGGUGGACAUUGCCAUAUAUGGCCAUGUGCACAAUUAUGAGAGGACAUGCCCCAUAUACCAGAAUAUCUGCACUAAUGAAGAGAAACACCACUAUAAGGGAACCUUAAAGGGGACAAUACAUAUUGUUGCUGGUGGUGGUGGAGCUAGCCUUUCAACAUUUACUUCCAUCAAAACCAAAUGGAGCAUUUUUAAAGACUAUGACUAUGGAUUUGUAAAACUAACUGCUUUUGAUCACUCAAAUUUGUUGUUUGAGUACAAGAAGAGCCGAGAUGGGAAAGUUUAUGACUCUUUCAAUAUAUCACGCGAUUAUAGAGACAUAUUGGCCUGCACCAUGGAUAGUUGCCCAAGUAUAACAAUGGCAUCUUGAUUGAUGAAAUGGUGAAAAAUUCAGUUUAUCCAUCAAUGUUGAAGCAGUGAAUUAUGAAAAAAUUAUCUUCCACAAGCAGAUAGAUGUUAUAUUCGGGUGCAAGCUGUCAUCUUGACCAAUGCGAACGCACACUCAAUUUAUUGGUAUUGAAGUUUAAGUUGCAAGCACUUUCUUGUACCUAAAAUAAGAUAGGAGAG